AUGGGUGGAUUGGGAAGGACAACCCUUGUCAGGAAAGUUGUCAACAAGAUUAAGAACAACUUUGAUUGCUUCGCAUGGAUAACCAUCUCCAAGUCCGACAAGAACGAGGAGCUUCUAUGGACCAUGCUAAAGCACGUGUUCGAAUCUACUGGCAAACAGGUUCCAAGCUCGUUCCACACCAUCAACCAGCUCCAGCUGAAGGAUAAACUUCGGGCCUAUCUCCAACACAAAAGCCACAUCUCUGCCCAGGUUCAUAACCUCCAGCCGCUGCCAUUAGAUAAGGCUCACGAGCUUUUUUACAAGAAAAUUUUCCCGUCAUCUGGUGAUUGUCCUGCAGGGUUGCUAGCCUGGUCAGACAUGAUCUUAGAAAGAUGCGAAGGGUUGCCUUUGGCAAUUGCCGCCCUAGGCACUCUACUGUCCCAUGCAGAGAGGACAACAGAUGCAUGGAAGAAGCUACACGACAGCCUUGGGGCUAAGCUACAUAUGAAUGGCUGUCUUUCGAGUACUAGAAAAGUGUUGUCCAUCUGUUACGACGACUCGCCUUAUUAUCUGAGCCUUUUCAUGUUUGGCAUGGAAGCUCUCUUUGCUACCCAGAAUAUCCGCAAAAGCUUUUGCAUUCUGAAGGUUUUGGACUUGGAAGUUGCUCCACUAGACAUGUUUCCUCAAGUCAUGUGUGAACGUCUCCUUCUUCGGUACCUAAGCUUGAGAGAUACAAAAAUCCAGAAGCUUCCAAAGUCCCUAGGUAGGCUUCAAAAUUUAGAAACUUUGGAUCUUAAGCAAACUCUAGUCACUCAGUUGCAUGAUAACAUACUCAGACUCGAGAAACUGAGGCAUCUGUUAGUUGAUCACCGCCUCACAGAGAAUUUUCCAAGUGAACAGAUAAGAGGAUUCAAGACAUCGUCAAAAAUAGGGAGGUUGGAAGCCUUACAGAAACUAUCGUAUAUAAGAGCCGGUAAGAAUGGUGGCAGAGUCAUUCAAGCCCUGGGAAACUUGACACAACUAAGGAAACUGGGAAUUGUUGAACAGGCAGAAGAAGAUGGAAAACACUUGAGCCACUCAAUUAAGAAGAUGGUGAACCUUCGUUCCUUGGAUGUAAAAUCAAUCAAGGGGGAGUUUCGGGAUCUAGUUGUGGUAUCUUCUCCUCCACUUCUUCAAAGUUUGUAUCUAAACCGGCGGUUGCAAAAGUUGCUUGAUGCCUACACUGGAACCAAAUUGGAUUUUCUUCCAGGAAAGUUUCAAAAAUCUGAAGAUAAUACAAAUAGAAAACUUGAACAUGCUAGAAUUGGUGGUGGUGGGAACAGCUCUCUGUCUAGCCUGGAGAAGCUUGUUAUAAGCCAGUGUAGAAAAAUACAGGAUGUUCCUGAAGGUAUUAGCGAAUUGGCAAGGCUCAAAGAAUUAAACCUGUACAAUAUGUCAGAGAAGCUUGUCAGUGGGCUUGAAAAAAAUGGCGGCCAGUUCCAUGGGCUUGUCAAACACAUCCCCUCUCAUUCAUUUGUAUUCUCUUCGUAG
Diospyros lotus (date-plum) is the source of this 1509-nucleotide messenger RNA. Its product is annotated as disease resistance protein RPM1-like. The coding region runs from base 1 to 1509 and encodes 502 amino acids. The transcript is spliced from 4 exons. Lineage: Eukaryota; Viridiplantae; Streptophyta; Magnoliopsida; Ericales; Ebenaceae. Gene Ontology annotation, biological process: defense response to other organism. The record is from RefSeq and is a predicted model, not a curated record. Gene Ontology annotation, molecular function: ADP binding.